AUGCUCUCUGGGUCUUCUACUGCGAGGGCUAGUGGCCCACACGCGCGCCAUCUGCUACGACCCUCAGUGUCUCGCGCUGGUGGCUUGCGACGAGCUUGCGGAACUGCGGACUCAUCAUCGUCGCGACGAAUUCGACGCAAUGCACCACAACGGUCGAUUUCAACCAACCCAAUCCGUCCGAGAUACAGUGCACCUCUACCUAAGCCCGUGUCAUUACAAUGGAUUCCUGGACAAAGACAGUCGUCUACCGCUGCAGCGCCCUCCGAUUCACCAACGGAUACCGACACCAUUGAGGCUAUCAACGUCUUGAUCGAGCGCAUCAACGAAAACGAUGAUGAUAUGGCAAAGCUGAUGGAAGAACUGGAGUUGAUAGAGGGCGACGAAUUUGUGGAGGAACUCCCCGAUCCUCUCGAGGGCCAAGAGUAUACACCGGAGGCGUGGGUGGAAAUGGUACGACGGCAGUUCGGAGACGCAAUUCCCGACGGUGUCCUAAAUGACGAGGAACUCCAACUUUUCACUCGACUUUAUGGAGAGCCGAUCAUCCAAGAAAUCGUCGAAGAAGCUGCCGCGGAGGAAGACGAGAAGGAACGCGAUCGCUUGUUCCGCGAGGAUAAACAGGGCCAAUGGGAAGAAAUCGAGUACGAGCAGACCGCGGAGGCCGAAGACGACAUCGCAGUUGUCUACGAUAUGGAAGCAGGCGCUGAGGAGGUUGAGACAAUCGCGAUGAGACGCACACGCGAGGUGGCCGAGCAGCUGGGUGGUGAGAUCAUGCUGGAGCAAUUUGAGAAUGAAGCCGUCCCGGAUUCUGCGCCCCGGGCUCAUCCUCUGACCCGGCAAGGCAAAUUCGCGACCGACCCCAGUACUAUUCAUCUGCCGAAGAAUACUGUCACGGGGCCCAUCUCUGUCAUACUAUCGGAUUUCUCCAACAAACAUAUCUCUGAUACUGCUCGCCGGUUGUUUGGAGGGCCAGGAUUGCCUCAUUCUACAACGACACCGCCUCCACGCGCGCAGCUGCCGCAGCUGCCAAUCCCUCUCCAUGCCUCGCAGCACCAUAUGGCUGAGAUGGAAGCCAAUGCCUACAUUGCGGCUCUUUACCCAGGAAUCUAUGCCUCAACGCUGAGCGUUCUGGUCGAGGUUCGGAAACGCAUGGGAACCGAUUGGAUUCGUCAGCUCAUCUCUCAAGAGGGCGGCCCUAAUGUUCUCGAUGCAAGUGGAGGCGGUGCUGGCAUAUUGGCCUGGAGAGAUGUUGUCCGUGCUGAAUAUGAACUCAUGGUCCCAGACCAUCCAGAGGGAGCUCCUAUUCCUUAUGGACGCUCGACAGUCCUGACAGGUUCCAACACGCUGCGACUGCGCGCAAGUGCAAUUCUUGACAACACCACCUUCCUUCCCCGGUUACCUGACUACAUUCAUGUGCGUGAGAAGCCAACGCUAGAUGACACUCGUGCCGUCCAGAAGCGUAAGCAGUACGAUAUUAUCAUCGCACCUCACACUCUUCUUGGAUUCGACGAGGAAUAUCAGCGAAAGGAGCAUGUCCAGAAUCUCUGGGCGCUCCUAAACCCUAACGGUGGUGUUCUCAUCCUUCUCGAAAAGGGCCGUCAAAAGGGUUUCGAAGCGAUUGCUGGCGCCCGUGAAAUGCUUCUCAAGCGCCAUAUCGCAAGCCCAGGCUCAACGGAGUAUGACAAUACCUUUGACUCUUUUGAUGAAUCCACAAAGAUCCCCAAGGAACCCGGUAUGAUCAUCGCUCCCUGCACAAACCACUCAACUUGCCCGAUGCACAACCCAGCGGGCCCGACCAAGGGUCGCAGGGACUACUGUCAUUUUGAGCAGCGGUACAUUCGCCCUGCCUUCUUGCAGCGGAUCAUGGGUGCCAAGGACCGCAACCAUGAAGAUGUCAAGUUCAGCUACCUCGCCGUGCAGCGGGGCAUGGACAUUCGUCAAGAACGGGGUAUCGUCCAGGGCCCUGAAGCAACAGAUGCUGCCUUCGAAGGCUUUGAGCAUCUCGACGAGUCUGACAGCUCAGUCCCCGAUCCACUCUCCCUCCCUCGUGCCGUCUACCCGCCCCUCAAGCGCCGCGGGCACGUCAUUUUCGACCUCUGCACCCCGGCUGGCAAGAUCGAGCGCUGGACCGUCCCGCGUUCCUUUAGCCGUCAGGCCUAUCGUGAUGCACGAAAGUCCAACUGGGGCGAUCUGUGGGCUUUGGGUGCCAAGACCCGAAUUCCUCGCAAGCUUAAUCUAGGUGAUAAGCACGGCGAAGGCAAGAAAGAACGCCUUGCUCGACGAGCGGCUGCCAAGGCCGAAUCGCGUGAAGCGGAUGAAGAGGGUGAUUUCGACGAACUCGAUCCCGAGGAGGACGAUGCUGCCGAUGAGAUCGCUGACGAGGGACAUGAUCGUUCAGGUCUCCCUCGGACACCAGCUCGCAAGAAGGGACAGAAUAUCCCGAGUUGGAAGAAGCAUGCGGAUAAGAAGAAGCUUCGACAGGCCGUGAAGAGACGAGAUGCAGCAGACGAUGCUCUGUAG
Messenger RNA from Penicillium daleae, 2517 nucleotides. Its product is annotated as tRNA methyltransferase RSM22. Gene Ontology annotation, molecular function: methyltransferase activity; structural constituent of ribosome. Gene Ontology annotation, cellular component: mitochondrial small ribosomal subunit. Bases 1 to 2517 code for a protein of 838 amino acids. Gene Ontology annotation, biological process: translation. Lineage: Eukaryota; Fungi; Ascomycota; Eurotiomycetes; Eurotiales; Aspergillaceae. The record is from RefSeq and is a predicted model, not a curated record. The transcript has a single exon.